Alosa sapidissima (American shad) is the source of this 987-nucleotide messenger RNA. RefSeq lists its product as uncharacterized. The coding region runs from base 149 to 772 and encodes 207 amino acids. Gene Ontology annotation, biological process: synaptonemal complex assembly. Gene Ontology annotation, cellular component: synaptonemal complex. The transcript is spliced from 10 exons. NCBI's taxonomy places the organism in Eukaryota, Metazoa, Chordata, Actinopteri, Clupeiformes, Clupeidae. The record is from RefSeq and is a predicted model, not a curated record.
CUGAACGUGAUCAUGACGAUCGUGUGAAGGGAGAAACAGGCCAAGCAAUUUGAACCCUUUUACCUAGAAGUUGAAUGUGUGAGUGUGGUUACGAUAACUACAACACCAAAUUGAGCUAAUAUACUGUCAGUUAAGGCAUUUAACAACUAUGAGUUCAUCGGCAGGCUUCUCCCUCGACGAUAUCUUGAUGAAAUUGUCUUUAAAACAAGAGAAUGGAAAGGAGCCCAAAGUGGAAGAUCUCGUUGUGAAAUUGAGAAGACUACAGCAAGCUAAAAGAACUCUGGAAGAGGAACUGUGGGAGGUGCAAAAAAUCAAAGGAGUGUUAGAACAAGAAGAAGAGGCCUUGUGCUCAGAGGCCUUUCAGCUAGAUGUGCUCCUUAAAGAGAAGCAAGAGGCACACAGAGUACUGCAGUUCAAAUGUGAGGAACUGGACCAGGAGUCACAGAGGAAGCAGGAGCAGAACAAGCAGAAAGAAGAACUUGUGGAACAGUACCGAUACCGGAUACAAGAAGCCACACUCAAACACCGCAAAACAAGGAUGAAGUUUGAGAAUCAACUGCAGCAGUUAAUGGUUCAACACAAAAGUCUCUUCUCUAUGUUUACACCCCAGAGACUUCCAGCAGAGAUCAUCACUGCAGAGAAUGCUACAGCUCAGCUCCUUAAAGCUGAGAAACACAGGAUGGAGCAGUUGGCUCAACAGCAGGAGGAGCUGAGUGACAUCUAUAACGGAGCAGUGCCUAGAGACAAUGAGCUGCUUACCACAGCGGUGUGAGUGUCCAACACACGCCAGCACAGUGUGCCAUGCUUUUACUCACAUACUCUGAUGACAUCUCCAGUGAAUUCUAGAGAUGAGCUACCAUGAUUAUACACCCAGCAGGGUCCUUUGCCAUAGACAUUGUUCACUGUUCACUUAUGUACGUUGUAAUGUUGGUUAUGUUUGAUUAUUUAUUCUCAAAAGACUGCAAUACAACAGUCAUAAUGAAAUGA